This is a messenger RNA of Esox lucius (northern pike), 1562 nucleotides long. It is a transcript of the gene snrnp35, whose product is annotated as small nuclear ribonucleoprotein 35 (U11/U12). Gene Ontology annotation, cellular component: precatalytic spliceosome; U12-type spliceosomal complex. Lineage: Eukaryota; Metazoa; Chordata; Actinopteri; Esociformes; Esocidae. Bases 309 to 1115 code for a protein of 268 amino acids. The transcript has a single exon. Gene Ontology annotation, molecular function: mRNA binding; snRNA binding. Gene Ontology annotation, biological process: mRNA splicing, via spliceosome. The record is from RefSeq and is a predicted model, not a curated record.
GAUUUACCCUGGACCAUAGAGCCCUGGACCCGAAACACAUUUCGAAAAUAACGUCUCCAAAAGGAUCGUGAGACACCCUUCCAAAAGGAACGGUCUGGAGGAAACUAUUUUACUCACACGGACUGUUUAGAGCGACGCACUCUUGUUUAUUUUUUGUCGGUUAAUAAGCAAAGCGCGGAUUCGUAAGUAAUAUGUUCCCACCUAGCUAGAAAUGUGAUUACAGACGUUCGCUUUGUGUGAUGUUUAUUCAUGAACACCGCGUUAUUAGAUUUUUUUGCUUCUGUCGAUACAUUGUUUAGUACUAAAUAAUGAACGACUGGAGUCCAGUGGCAAAGGUCUAUGACCCUCUCAAGGCGGGCAGCAUCGAUGGCACAGACGUGGAGCCACAUGAUCGGGCCGUCUGGAGGGCCAUGGUCGCCCGCUACAAACCUAACAAAGGUGUGGUGGGGGACCCGCUCCUCACCCUAUUCGUGGCCCGCUUGAACCCUCAAACAACGGAGGAGAAACUGAAUGAAGUGUUCUCCAAAUACGGGGACAUUCGCCGACUGCGCCUGGUGAGGGACAUAGUGACUGGGUUCUCGAAGGGCUACGCUUUCGUUGAAUACAAAGAGGAGAGGUCCGUAGUCCGAGCCAGACGAGAGGCCAACAAACUAGUAGUGGACCAAAGUGAGUUGUUUGUGGACUUCGAGCAGGAGAGGACUCUGAAAGGAUGGAUACCUCGCCGGCUGGGCGGAGGGCAGGGCGGCAAGAAGGAGUCAGGUCAGCUACGGUUUGGUGGGAAGGACAGACCCUUUCGCAAACCCAUCAACCUUCCGGUCACCCUGAGCCAAGAAUGGGGUGGUAGAGGCAGAGAGUGGGAGAGAGGAGGUGAGAGGAAUGAGCGCUACAGAGAGAAAGACAGAGAUGGGACUGUGUGGGGGAGUAGAGGAAGGAGAGAUGACCGAGACAGAGGGAGAGAGAGAGGUGGGGAAAUGGAGUACCACCGAGAUAGGCGGAAUAGGAGUUACGAGACCGAGUCGACGAGGGAGAGGGGGUCAACGAGGGAGAGGGGGUCAAGAGAAAGGGAUGACAGGAGACACAGUGAUGACAAGCACAGACACAGAGACAGGAGAUGAGGCAUACUGGGUUGCCCAGUGAUCCCUCUGACAUCUGGACUUCAUCUCUAAAAUCUGGAAGGAUCAUGCCACAUGUGGAAAGAGCAAAGGAUAGGCCUAAAAGAAUGGUCCGACAAUCUGGUUUCAUUGGUCUCUAUUUUGUAGCUGGUUGUGGGGUAGACAUUGUCGCACCCAUUUCUCUGCUGCGCCAUUUUGCUCCCCCAGCUCAGUUGGAUGGUUUUUUUUUAUCCUAUUGUCCUCACUUCUAUACAAAAUAUUUUUGUGAAAUAUUGGUUACCAUUUAAGCCAUGCUUUCUUUUUCUUCAUCAGAACAAAAAAACAUUUACCAUUAUGGGGAUCACAAUGUUUAUUUGAGUGGGGAUAUCUGAAUAAAAGGCAACACACUUUAUGAAAACAGUGAGAUGUAUCAUAUUUUAAAUCUUUACAAAUACAAAUGUACCAGGUUUG